AUGAACCUGAUUGAUCGUCUAUUGGGCUGUGCCUACGGACAGGCGCUAGGUGACGCUUAUGGUCUAUCGACUGAGUUUCAGAAGCAUUGCGAAGUGGCAAGUACUUAUCCAGAUGCAACACAACUGAUUCCAUUUCCGAACUAUGUUCAAACUCAACAUUCUGCUCGAUGGAUACGUGGUGAUUGGACGGAUGAUACAGAUCAGUGGUUGUUACUCAUGGAAACCUUGAGUGAACACGAUGGUGAUGUGAAAAUCUUUGUGAGAAAAUUGAAUAUGUGGAUUCGACAUGGGUUUCCUGAAUUCGACGAUUUCGGAGGUUUAGGAUUGGGUGUCAAUGUAGCUAAGGUGAAAUCAACGGCUAUUCAAAUGUGUCAAACUACUCAUUUCGACCCACGAUGUGUCGCAUCGUGUGUAGCAGUAUGUCUCGCCAUUGCUUACAUCAUUCGAUCGCCUGACGGUGAUGUGGAAUCACUCAUCGGUCGUGUUCAACAAGAAACAUUGACCACAGUAGGCGAUGAUCUUUUACCAAUCUAUCGAGAAGAAUUCCUGUGGUAUACCAGUUAA
This is a messenger RNA of Rotaria sp. Silwood2, 564 nucleotides long. Lineage: Eukaryota; Metazoa; Rotifera; Eurotatoria; Philodinida; Philodinidae. The record is from the annotation of a GenBank genome assembly.